This is a messenger RNA of Salvia hispanica, 1137 nucleotides long. The record is from RefSeq and is a predicted model, not a curated record. NCBI's taxonomy places the organism in Eukaryota, Viridiplantae, Streptophyta, Magnoliopsida, Lamiales, Lamiaceae.
AUGGGAACACCACCAGAGACCCCGGUGUCCGGUACUCAAGGCGGUCGCGGGCGAAAUCAAGGCGUUGGGGGGCGAAACGGCGGCGGAGGUGGGCGAAAUGGCGGAAAUGGUGGGGGGCGAAGCCGCGGCGGUGGUCGAGGCGCCGACCGCGAAGGAGAGCAGGGGACUGGAGGAGGUGGCGGCCGAAGUGGUGGGCGAGGUGGCAAGGGCGGACGCGGCGGCGGUGGCGGCGGCGGCGGGGAUGGCGAUGGCGGUGGAGGCCGGCGAUCGACCUACUACAGCAAUGAAGAAUCCAUUGCUAUAGCCAGAGCCUGGUAUGCGGUCACGACCGAUUCUAUAAUCUGUACGGAUCAGACCGACGUUUGCUUUUGGAAUCGCAUUCUCGAUGUGUACAAGAAAUUCAAACCAGAUGGGAGCGUCGAGCGUACAGCUAGCCAGAUCCGGAAGAAGUUCGGAAGGAUUACUAAAGCAUUGAAGAAGUUCAGUGGCAUAUACGAGACCCAACUUCGCCUUGCUGAGAGCGGCCGCACCGAAGCCGACGUACGAGCGUUGUCGUAUCGGUUGUACAAUACUGAAUCGUGGCCGAAGUUUACCUACUGGGACGAAUACCUCGUUCUGCGUGACUGCCCGAAAUUCAGGAGCAUCAUCGACAAAGAUCCCGUCUCUGGGCCGAAGCGGACUAGACUGGGCGUCACCGGCAACUACAACAGUAGUAGUGACUCACGCGCCUUCGAUCUGAACGACGAUGCUUCGGAGGAGGAGCCCCCUUCCAGACUCUCUGGGCGCCCACGUCCGCAGGGCCAGCGUGCCGCAAAUCCGGGAACUAGAACCGGCUCUCAAUUCUCCGCUGCGACCUCUACAGCAGUGCCCUCAACACUGAGGGCGGCUUUGACUCAUACCCUAGAGGUCCAGAUGAUGAAGCAACUUUCGGAGAAUUUGGCCUUGUACGAGAAGUCAACUGAUCCGGAGAUCAAGAGAUUCUACUAUGACCUCAUUAUUCGACUGAGGUCGAAGUUGGGAUGGGGCGAAGGGUCGCAAACGGGCGGUGCCAGCGGCAGUGGGGCCGGUGCAAGUGGCAGUGGUGGCGGUGGAGGCGGUGAAGAUGAUGUGAUGGAUGACGAUGACGACACCGAGUAG